Molecule: messenger RNA, 4766 nt
Organism: Eutrema salsugineum
Lineage: Eukaryota; Viridiplantae; Streptophyta; Magnoliopsida; Brassicales; Brassicaceae
Product: ABC transporter C family member 14
Exons: 9
Coding region: 1-4617 (1538 amino acids)
Biological process (GO): transmembrane transport
Cellular component (GO): vacuolar membrane; plant-type vacuole
Molecular function (GO): ABC-type transporter activity; ATP hydrolysis activity; ATP binding
Source: RefSeq, a predicted model, not a curated record
AUGUGGUGGCUUUCUUCUUCUUCUUGGGUCUCUGAUCUCUCCUGUUCUUCCUCGGCAGCCAUAGACCAAUCUUCAUCUCUUCCGGCUCCACUCCAAUGGCUGAGAUUCGUUUUCCUAUCCCCUUGCCCACAGCGACUUCUCUCCUCCGCAGUCGAUCUCGUCUUCCUCCUCAUCCUCCUCUUCUUCGCUAUCCUCAAGCUCUCUUCUUCUUCUUCUUCCACAGAAGCUGACAUCAGGAAACCUCUAAUCGCAAGAAGAAGUGUAACCAGAGUAACCGUACUGUUCAAAACGACAAUCUUAGCCACUCUUCUCCUGUCGUUUUGCUCCGUAGUGCUCUGCGUUUUGGCCUUCACUACCCGGACUCGAUUGAAGCUCGUUGACGCUCUGUUUUGGCUGAUCCACGCCGUUACUAACGCCGUCAUCGCCGUUUUGGUUCUCCACCAGAAGAGAUUCGCAUCUUCCAAUCAUCCUCUAUCCUUGCGAAUCUACUGGGUUUCCAGUUUCAUCGUCACUUCUCUCUUCACCGUCUCCGGGAUUCUCCACCUUCUCUCCGGCGACCCCUCCGCCGCGAGUCUCAUAGCAGACGACGUCGCUUCCUUCGUCUCCCUCCCUUUAACCGCCGUCCUGCUCAUCGUCUCCGUCAAAGGAUCCACCGGAGUAGUAAUCACUGGCAGUGUCGCGAUCCCGGCUAAACCAGACGACGCCGUUUUAGACAAAUCCGAAAACGUCUCUCUGUACGCAUCGGCGUCAAUUCUGUCGAAGACUUUCUGGGUAUGGAUGAAUCCGUUGCUGAGCAAAGGCUACAAAUCUCCAUUGAAUCUCGAGCAAGUCCCGACUCUGUCUCCAGAGCACAGAGCCGAGAAGCUCGCGAUCCUCUUCGAAUCGAAAUGGCCCAAACCGGAAGACAAGUCGAGAAACCCGGUUCGCACCACUCUCCUCCGUUGUUUCUGGAAGGAAGUCGCACUCACGGCGGUUCUAGCCAUCCUUCGUCUCAGCGUUAUCUACGUCGGUCCGGUUCUCAUCCAAAGCUUCGUCGAUUUCACUUCCGGCAAAGGAUCCUCUCCGUCGCAGGGUUACUACCUCGUUCUCAUCCUCCUCCUCGCGAAAUUCGUCGAGGUCUUGUCGACUCACCAGUUCAAUUUCAAUUCCCAGAAGCUAGGGAUGCUCAUAAGGUCCACUCUCAUAACCGCUCUCUACAAGAAAGGGUUGAAGCUAACCGGCUCGGCUCGUCAGAAUCACGGCGUCGGGCAAAUCGUGAAUUACAUGGCCGUCGAUGCACAGCAGCUCUCUGAUAUGAUGCUCCAGCUACACGCUAUCUGGCUCAUGCCUCUGCAGGUCGCUGUGGCUCUUGUGCUUCUCUACCGUACACUUGGACCUUCUGUGGUGACCACAGUCAUCGGUUUGACCGGAAUUUUCGUGUUCAUCCUCUUGGGAACGAAAAGAAACAACAGGUUCCAGUUCAGCCUGAUGAUGAAUCGCGAUUCGAGGAUGAAAGCAACCAAUGAGAUGCUCAAUUACAUGAGAGUGAUCAAGUUUCAAGCUUGGGAGGAUCAUUUCAACGAGAGGAUUCUCAAGUUUAGAGAAAUGGAGUUUGGCUGGCUAUCCAAGUUUCUCUACUCCAUCGCUGGGAACGUCAUCAUGCUGUGGAGCACACCGGUCUUGAUCUCGGCUCUCACUUUCACAACCGCGGUUUUCUUGGGAGUUAAGCUAGAUGCAGGAACGGUUUUCACCACAACCACCAUUUUCAAGAUACUCCAAGAACCGAUCAGGACCUUUCCGCAGUCUAUGAUCGCUCUUUCGCAGGCGAUGAUCUCUCUCGGAAGGCUCGACGCUUACAUGACGAGCAGAGAGCUAUCGGCAGAGACUGUGGAGAGGAGUCAAGGCUGUGAUGGGAAUGUCGCUGUCGAGAUCAAAGAUGGAAGCUUUAGCUGGGAUGAUGACGAUGACGAGCCUGCAAUUGAAGACAUCAACUUUGAGGUCAAGAAAGGAGAGCUCGCUGCGAUUGUAGGGACUGUUGGAUCAGGCAAAUCUUCGUUGCUAGCUUCGGUUCUCGGCGAAAUGCACAAACUUUCAGGCAAGGUUCGGGUUUGUGGGACAACAGCUUAUGUAGCGCAGACAUCGUGGAUUCAGAAUGGAACGGUUCAAGACAAUAUCUUGUUUGGUCUUCCUAUGGAUUCAAGCAAGUACAAUGAAGUUCUCAAGGUUUGUUGUUUAGACAAAGAUUUGCAGAUGAUGGAGUUUGGAGAUCAGACUGAGAUUGGGGAACGCGGAAUUAACCUUAGUGGAGGUCAGAAGCAGAGGAUACAGCUUGCCCGAGCGGUUUAUCAAGAAGCCGACGUGUAUUUACUCGAUGAUGUCUUUAGCGCCGUGGAUGCUCAUACCGGUUCAGACAUAUUCAAGAAAUGUGUAAGAGGAGCAUUGAAAGGAAAAACUGUCUUGUUAGUAACUCAUCAAGUAGACUUCCUUCACAACGUUGAUUGCAUCUUGGUUAUGCGAGAUGGAAUGAUUGUGCAAUCAGGAAGAUACGACGAGUUAGUUAGCAACGGGUUAGAUUUUGGGGCUUUGGUUGCGGCGCACGAGACAUCGAUGGAGCUUGUUGAAGCUGGCUCGGCAUCGGCCGCUGCAACAAAUGUGCCAAUGGCAUCACCAAGAACACAGAGAAAUAUUUCAAUGGAUUCACCUCGUCAACCAACGACACCAAAAUCUCCAAAAGUACAUCGGACAACUUCAAUGGAGUCUCCAAGAAUACAAAGAACUACUUCAAUGGAGUCUCCUCGUUUGGGCGAGCUAAACGAUGAACACAUCAAGUCAUUUCUCGGCUCCAACAUCCCAGAAGAUGGAUCAAGACUGGUCAAAGACGAAGAAAGAGAAGUCGGACAAGUAAGCUUUCAAGUUUACAAGCUCUACUCAACCGAAGCUUACGGCUGGUGGGGAAUGAUUCUUGUUCUCUUCUUCUCUGUGGCUUGGCAAGGCUCUAUAAUGGCUAGCGAUUAUUGGCUUGCCUAUGAAACAUCAGCCAAAAACGCGGUUUCAUUCGACGCUUCAGUCUUCAUCCGCGUCUAUCUCCUCAUCGCUGCUCUUUCCAUUGUCCUUGUGUGCCUCAGGGCAUUUUACAUCACUCACUUAGGCCUCAAGACUGCUCAGAUCUUCUUCAAACAGAUUCUCAACAGCCUCGUCCACGCACCAAUGUCGUUUUUCGACACCACACCAUCGGGAAGAAUUCUCAGCCGGGCAUCUACUGAUCAGACCAAUGUGGACAUCUUCAUCCCCUUCAUGAUAGGACUAGUAGCCGCAAUGUAUACUACUCUGCUCAGCAUCUUCAUAGUAACUUGCCAAUACGCUUGGCCAACUAUUUUCUUUGUGAUUCCGCUUGGAUGGCUCAACAUUUGGUACCGGGGAUAUUACCUUGCAUCAUCUCGGGAACUAACUCGCCUUGACUCGAUCACCAAGGCCCCAGUGAUCCACCAUUUCUCGGAGAGCAUAGCCGGAGUGAUGACGAUCCGAUGUUUCAAGAAACAGGAAAUUUUUAGGCAAGAGAAUGUGAGGCGAGUCAACGCCAAUCUCAGGAUGGACUUCCACAACAAUGGUGCAAACGAAUGGCUCGGAUUUCGUCUAGAGCUGAUCGGGAGCUGGGUACUCUGCAUCUCUGCUCUGUUCAUGGUCUUAUUACCAAGCAACAUUAUCAAACCAGAGAAUGUUGGGCUUUCACUGUCGUACGGACUAUCGCUGAACUCGGUUCUGUUUUGGGCAAUAUAUCUGAGCUGUUUCGUUGAGAACAAGAUGGUUUCAGUUGAGAGAAUCAAGCAGUUCACUGAUAUCCCCGCGGAAGCGAAAUGGGAGAUAAAAGAGAACCGUCCACCUCCAACUUGGCCUUACAAAGGUAACAUACGUCUCGAAGAUGUCAAGGUACGGUACAGACCAAACACUCCUCUUGUGCUCAAGGGACUUACAAUAGACAUCAAAGGAGGAGAGAAGGUUGGUGUGGUUGGAAGAACAGGAAGUGGUAAAUCGACAUUGAUUCAGGUCUUGUUCAGACUUGUGGAACCGUCUGGUGGGAAGAUAGUCAUCGACGGAAUCGAUAUCUGCACUUUAGGACUUCAUGAUCUGAGGUCAAGAUUCGGUAUCAUUCCUCAAGAACCUGUUCUCUUCGAAGGAACCGUGAGGAGUAAUAUUGAUCCAACGGAGAAAUACUCUGAUGAAGAAAUCUGGAAGAGUCUCGAGCGAUGCCAGCUUAAGGAGGUCGUAUCUUCCAAGCCCGAGAAGCUGGAUUCUCUUGUGGCGGAUAGUGGGGAGAACUGGAGUGUGGGUCAAAGACAGUUACUGUGUUUGGGAAGGGUGAUGCUGAAACGAAGCCGUAUUCUGUUUUUGGAUGAAGCAACUGCGUCUGUUGAUUCGCAGACUGAUGCAAUGAUCCAGAAGAUCAUCAGGGAGGAUUUCUCUUCUUGUACCAUUAUCAGCAUUGCUCAUCGCAUUCCUACCGUUAUGGACUGUGAUCGCGUUCUUGUCAUUGACGCAGGAAAAGCGAAAGAGUAUGAUAGUCCAGUUCGUCUGCUGGAGAGACGAUCGUUGUUUGCUGCAUUGGUUCAAGAGUAUGCUCUCCGAUCUGCCGGAAUAUGAAACCCCCUUCUUCUUCUUCUUCUUCUUCUUUUUUUGAUUAAGAAUCAUAAGACGUCGUCUCUAUAUUUUGAUUCUGAAUCUCUGCAACUCUUGGCAAUUUAUUCAUAAAUUUUCCAAUAAUCACAUCACAUGGCAACACUGUUCAUGAA